This is a messenger RNA of Dreissena polymorpha, 961 nucleotides long. Its product is annotated as macrophage mannose receptor 1-like. Gene Ontology annotation, molecular function: signaling receptor activity. NCBI's taxonomy places the organism in Eukaryota, Metazoa, Mollusca, Bivalvia, Myida, Dreissenidae. The transcript is spliced from 7 exons. The record is from RefSeq and is a predicted model, not a curated record. Bases 125 to 961 code for a protein of 278 amino acids.
UUGUUUGCCACAUGUUCGCUAUCUAAGCGAAAUUGUAAACGCCGCAUGUCACACAUUUCGAUACAGAAAGGUCAAUUCUUAUCAUGAACCAGUGAAGAAUCCUUGCUAACGACCUAAUAGGACUAUGCUUGUUUUUGAAUUUCGAUUAUUCAUUUUACGUGCAUUACUAACUUGCGGAAUCUGUGUUACCACCUGUGAAGCAGAUGUACCAUGUGCAUGCUCCAUUAACACAGAGGUGGCUGUUUACGAACUGGACUACGAUAAGUCCUUGGUUAUUGGACAUAUUCUUAAACAUGAGUGCAAACCUCAGAUACAUAUUCAUACAAGCAAAAUAGACAGUGGAUGGAUAGCUGUCAUUAUGGAUCAAAAGGUUGGGUUUGUUCAGAAUAGUCCAAACGUAGUCGAAAAAUCUUGCAUGGUAGCCAAAAAUGCGUAUGACGGAUAUCUUUGUCCACACACCGGUCAAUUGAUGACGAACGCUAGUCAAACCGGCAAUUGCUACGAAUUUGUGGACAUAUUAAAAGAACCACGUGAUUUAGCGGAAACAUACUGCAAACUGAACCAGGGUCAUCUGCUCUCCGUUACAUCCGUUAACGAGCUCGAAUUUGUUUUCUCAAUUGCCCCAAAGAAUGCUUCUGUGAGCACGCAGUUUUGGACAGGGUUUUCUACAAUACAGUCAAACAGCAGCUGGAGUGAUGGAUCGGACACGAGUUUCCUGAUGUCAAUGCACCGAAAUCUAAGCAAUAAUAUCACCAAUCCGAGUAUUUGCACUGUGUACGAAGCUUCGGGCAGAGAUGGGGUCUGGACCGAUAGUAACUGUGCCACACCACAUGGCUUCAUCUGCAAAUAUGUACACACAAACUUGACGAUUUCGUCAUACGAUGCAACGAAAACCCCUAACAGUAUUCAGCCUUCUCCAGCAUCAUCUUGCAAACAAGUUUUUGGUAACUCUCAGGUUUAA